UACUCUGCGUAAGUAACUUCUUAUGCUAGAUCGUAAGAAGGCAGACGAAGAAGCUGAGGAAGAGAAGGAGGAAAGGAACAGUGGUUUUGGAACUCGGAACGACACCAGAGAACAUGAAAGAACGGAAAUCAUGGAAUCCAAACGAAAUUCGAAAUGCUCCUGGAACUGCCUGAAGGAGUGCCCUCACUUCUUUGUUGUGUUCGGCUUCGUGACUCUCGUGUAUUGGAACAGUCUCACCGGGGACUUUGUGCACGAUGACAAUCCGGCCAUUCUACAAAAUCCCAUGGUCACGGAUGCCAACACCUCGAUCUGGAACAUCCUCACCCACGAUUUCUGGGGCACGCAGUUGGACUCGAGUGCGUCGCACAAAUCUUUUCGACCAAUAACCACUUUGGUGUUCCGAUUGUUGUUCCAAUGGGGUGGGGGUAGUCCGGUUCCAUUCCAUGUGUUUAACUUGUGUCUUCACACAUUUGUGACCUGGGCCAUAGCCACACUCCCAUCCAAAUUGAUGCCUUCCACAACUGAUACAACUACAGCAACAAAAUCGUUGUCUUUCAACUGCCUGGCUGCGCUAUUCAUCGUUCAAUCGAUCCACACAGAAACUGUAUCGGGAUUGGUUGGGGCAGCCGACCUUUUGGCCACGUCACUGAGCAUAAUUUCGGUAUACUUAUUUCACAAGUUGAUCUAUUCAGUGCAGAUUUCGGAUUCGCCUGGGAUCCUAUUUUGUGCUAGCCAAGGAUUUCAGAUUCUUUCGUUGCUUAGUAAGGAGUCCGGCGCUAUGACACCGUUUAUCAAAUCAGCUCUCUUGAUCAGUCAAGAGACAGUUUCAUGGCGGAAGUUGCUUAAACGUGGGAAUUUGGGAGCAAUUUUCCUGGCGGAAAUAGCUUUGUCUGUCGUUUACAUGUUCGCACGGAUAUUUCUGGUUACGAGAUUCUGCCCAUGGCCCAUCUUUUCUCCGAUGGAUAAUCCCGCUGCAUUUCACUCCAGCAUCUUCACCAGAGCCAUGACGUUUCUUUAUCUCUCGAUCUAUUCGUUAUGGUUGAUGAUUUGCCCAAUUUCCUUGUCUUACGACUGGCAAAUGGGCUCCAUUGAAUUGAUCGAAAGCGUUUGGGAUACCAGAUGUCUCCUCGUGCUCACUUUCUACCCCAUUUUGGGCGGGUUCCUUUACCAGCUUUGGCGACCUCUGCGUCCAGCUUCUUCGUCCUCUUCUUCUUCUUCCUCUUGCUCUGCCAUUUCGCAGACGGCAUGCACGACCAGCACCAGUGGCAGCAUUAGCAGCAUUAGCAGCAUCAGUGGCGUCAGUGGCAUCAAUCGUUGUCCAUCCUCCCCAUCUGGCCCGAGAUCCAUUCAAGGCCCCGAGGAUCGCACGUUGGAUCGAUUCGCCACCUUAAUCCUGAUCUUCUCGUAUAUUCCCGCAUCCAAUCUGGUGUUCUAUGUGGGGUUUGUCUUGGCCGAAAGAGUGCUGUACAUGCCCAGUAUCGGUCUGAGCCUGCUGAUAAGCCAUGGAUUUACUCGACUCAUCCAAAGUCGAUCCCAAAUCACAGCAUUGGUGGGAAAAAUCUUGUUUGCCAUUUUGAUCGUGAGCCAGGGAUUGAGAACAUGUCAGAGGAACCAGGAUUGGCAAUCCAGAGACGCCCUAUUACGGGCUGGGGUGAAAACGCUGCCUCACAAUGCGAAGGCCCAUUACAACUUGGCCAAUGCCUGCAAAGACAAUGGCCGACUGGAAGUGGCGGUGGCCCAUUAUAAAGAGGCGAUCAAAUUGUGGCCAACUUACACCGAAGCCCAUAAUAACCUGGCGGCCAUUCUCCCGGAUCCAAAGGAGGCUACCAAACAUUUGGAAAUGGCUUUGACCAUUGAUCCUGGGCAUCCAACAUCCCUCUACAAUCUGGCACUCAUGCUCAGCCAAGAUGGUCAAUGUGCUCAGGCCAUUCCUCUCUUGGAGAGAAGUCUGGUUGAGAGAUACAAUUUCGAGCCUGCUCAGCGACUCUUGCUGGAAUGUCUCCGUCUCUCACCCAAGUUCGAGUCCAAUCCUCAUCAAUUCCUGUUGCCAAUGGACAUCCAUUCCGAAGUGGACUUAACCCUGAACGAAUUGGUGGACGUUUACAUCCGCAUGCGACAUUGGGAUAAGGCCUUUCAAUUGUUGCAUUUCUGUCUCGAAAAACGCCCUUCGAGCAGUGUGGCCUACUACCAAUUGUCACAAGUGUACUUCGAGCAACGGAAAAUCAAUUUGGCCCUGGAGGCCGUGGAAAUGGCCAAAAGGACUUGUCUCCAGACGAAUUUUUGCUCUCAAAUCCAAUUGCAAGAGGCCGACAUCUGGCAAGAGAGUCUUGAUUUCGAGAGGGCCGCCGAGGGCUACAAAGAGGCUUUGCAGCAGUUUCCGGACGACUCGCGAAUCCUCCUGAACUUGGGCUCCUCGUAUCACAUGAUGGGCGAGAGGCACAAAGCUCGGCAAUACUAUGAAAAGGCUUUGGCUUUGAAUCCGAGCAAUUCUUUGGCUCAAACGAAUCUCGCCUUGCUUCAAUGGGAACAAACGAACAAAACGCUCGGAAGUAGUUGGUUUUGGGACCACCAGUCACUUAGUACCAGUUUCCAAAACGAUAUUUGAGCUACCUUGAAAGUGACAUGAUACGUAAUACGUGAACGAAAAUAAUCAGCAAUAAUUCAAAGAUAGCAAUAACUCACCGUUACAUACUCUGCUUAUCCAUGUAGUAGAUUCCAGUUUUAUAAAGAUUGUUGCCAAAUAUACUCGUCCGUCUGA
This is a messenger RNA of Tigriopus californicus, 2758 nucleotides long. Its product is annotated as protein O-mannosyl-transferase TMTC1-like. Gene Ontology annotation, cellular component: endoplasmic reticulum. Gene Ontology annotation, molecular function: mannosyltransferase activity; protein binding. Lineage: Eukaryota; Metazoa; Arthropoda; Copepoda; Harpacticoida; Harpacticidae. Bases 23 to 2605 code for a protein of 860 amino acids. The record is from RefSeq and is a predicted model, not a curated record. The transcript has 13 exons. Gene Ontology annotation, biological process: endoplasmic reticulum unfolded protein response; protein O-linked glycosylation via mannose.